UCAUCUGUUAGCCGUCGCAGUUUGAUGUCGCAAUCCUCCCUCCUCCUUUUCCAACUUCCUCGCUCUGUGUUGGUAAUUUUUAGAAACGACGUUCAUCAUUACGAUCUCCCGGCGCGGUUCACCGGAAUCCCCCAUGUCGUGGAAUAAUAUCGAAAACAGGUAACGAUGUAAAGCCAACAUCCACCACUCUUGGGGCAGGAUGUGAUGUGACCCCACACCACCCUUCUCCUCCGAACAUGUUUGAAGUCAAACCACGAACCGUGGACAAGAAGGAGUCCAGUACUGAGACGGAUGAAGGCCUGGGGAGCAGCAGUAGGCCAUACGGCUCCAGCUCAGUGGGUUCUGCUUCGGUGGAAUCAGGGUCAUUUUACCUAUCAGACAGCCAGGACUGGGUGGUUUCCCCGAGUUGUUCCCCAGAUGAAGGCUCUAACCAUCAUAAUGCCGUCUCUCCCAUGCUGGCUGAGGAGACUUUCCGUUACAUGGCAUAUCUAUCUUUGGACCACCCCGCUCAUUCCCACUCUGCCUCCCACAACUUCUCCACAGUCCUCAGUUCCGAUCGUGUGGAGCAGAUGACCAAAACGUACAAUGACAUUGAAGUGGUUACUCAUCUUCUCGCUGAGCGUGACAGAGACCUGGAGUUGGCAGCACGGAUUGGACAAUCGCUACUUCAGAGAAACCACCUGCUGCAAGAGCGCAAUGAGGCUGUGGAGGAGCAGCUAGCACAGACUCUGGACCAGGUUCACCAGCUACAGCAUGAGCUCAGUAAGAAGGAUGAGCUGCUGCGUAUGGUGGCCAGUGCCACAGAGGAGUGUGAGGGUGACUCCAAUGCAUCGACCCCUCUUAUGCAGUCUCAGUUUGCCGGUGGAUCCGCCGCUGCCGCUCUCAGCCAGCUUGAGUCAAUGCAGUUUAAGCUGCAGGAGCUGGAAGAGGAAAACCUGACUCUGAGGACUGAGGCCAGCCAGUUGAAGAGGGACACCAUCACCUAUGAGGAGAAGGAACAGAAACUUGUGAGCGACUGUGUCAAAGAGCUCCGCCAGUCUAACAGCCAGAUGGUGUCUAUGACCGAUGAAUUGUCACAGAAGAACGAGGAGCUGGUCAGACACCAGGAGGAGAUCGCUCAGUUGCUCUCCCAAAUCGUUGAGCUGCAACAUCGGGUGAAGGAACUGGCUUUGGAGAAAGAGGAACUGAGGAUCCACUUGCAGGCUUCCAAAGAGGCCCAGAGACAACUCACCGCUGAGUUGAAUGAGCUAGCAGAGAGGAACGCAGAGUGUGUUGAAAUGCUACAUGAGUCCCAGGAGGUGAUCAGGGAAUUGCGCGACAAAAACAAUUCCCCGUCUGGCAUGCGACGGCAUCUUUCCUAUGGCCUGUACCCUAUGGAUUCACUGGCUGCUGAGAUUGAAGGCACAAUGAGGAAAGAGCUGUGUGUUGAUGAAGAGACUGCAUUUCAAGAUCAAAGGAUUUCCCAGAAGCGUGUCUUCCAGACAGUACGCGCCAUCAAUGCUUCAACAUCCCGACCACCAUCAGCCACCCCACCAAUACCUGGUUCUGGUAGGAACUCUCUGGUAAUGACUGCACAGCCCUUCCCAUCUGCUCAGGGUGAUGAGGUGCCACUGGGCCAGCCUGGCUCCCCGGGAGGAAACGAUCUCACAAAAGCCCUACAUCGCCUGUCGCUGCGACGGCAGAACUUUUUGUCCGAGCACCAGUUCUUCAAGGCAGAACGUGAGAAAAAACUGCGGACCUUGGCUAGGGCGGAGGCUCACGACGCAGGAAGCGGCUGCAGCUCGCCAACGGGCAGUACGUUCUCCUCCUUUUCCAAUCUGUCAGAACUCUCCAUAGGCUCCAGUGUAUUCAAGACUUUCCUGCCAGAGAAACUUCAAAUCGUCAAGCCUAUGGAAGGCUCACUGACGCUCCAUCAUUGGCAGCAGCUAGCCAAACCCCACCUGGCUACUAUCCUGGACCCGCACCCCGGCGUUGUCACCAAGGGUUUCCGACCGCUCGCCCAAGAUGCCGUUUACCGUCUGAAUGACAUGGAGGAAGAUGGGGAGGAUGAAGUGCACCGAGAAGGGGAGGGUGUCGUCUUGGAGAAAGGUGCAGCAGAGAGAGGUAAAGAGGAAGACGAAGAGGAAGCGGGCAUUGUGUUCAAAGUACGCUGCUCAUCUACGCCUGAAGAGAAGAAAGACAGAAAGCAUUCAGCCGCACCUCUUCUCGUCACUCCUCUUUCACCGACCGAGCCAUUAUCCAUUCCCGUCUCUGAGACAUCCAGCCCACCGUCUCACUCUGGUCCGAACGUUUCCACGACAGCAGUCCAGUCGAGCACAUCUGUCUCAGUCCGAAACCCCGUCAGAUGUCAGAGCUCCACUUUCUCCACCUACACUUUUACCACCUGCCGCAUUCUGCACCCUUGUGACGUCACACAAGUCACUGAAAGUAGUUCACAGUCAUCUCUCAAUGCCAACACGCCCAGCUCCAUGAGAACUGGACCCAGCACCCCUCUAACCCCUUGCCGCCUCAGCCUAGGAGAUGCGUUUCCUGCUCGACGCCCCCCUGUGGCCGCAAGUGGUUUAGCGAAGUUGGUCCUGGAGAGAGGGAUUUCGGCCCAAGUCUCUACAGAAACCGCUGAAUUAUGUGCAAGACCCGCGCCUCCGCAGCCCCUCCUCCGCCUCCUCCCAGGCACGCCCCCCAACUCUCCCUCGCACUCACCCGGGUCUGAGUGCCGCCAAAACUUGGCUGACACUUUCCUGGCGUCGAGGCCAGCGGAGCUGUUCCUGCGAGACGUUUACGGCUUGAACCUCGGCCGCUCCACGCACCCCGACCUACCGAGCCCCUCACGAGAAAACGCCGCUCUUGGCCCACCGCCGGAAUUGCUUAACAUCAGUCUUCUGGAGAAGUUGCGUCACAUGGGAUUUACAAAGGCCCCCCAGGCCACGCCCACCUUUGUGUCUGCAGGAGGCGGCAGUUUACUGGACGGUCUGAGGCGCAACCAAAGCCUUCCGGCGAUGAUCGGAGCACGUGCGGGAAAGACUUCAGGUCGCCCCGUGCCUCCACCUCAUCCCACCUCCCUUGCGCUACCCCCACCAUCUUGGGGAACCCUUAAACAAAGACGCACAAAAGUCACCUUGAAUGCCCAGUCACGUUCAGGUGAAACCUAAACUCCAUCAUUGCUUACAUUACUCGAAAAGAUCAUGUUGUCUGAUACCCGCCACCCACCUCCCUUUUUAUGACUUGAUUUGAAAGCACAACAGCUAUGAACUGAGGUUUUUUUUAACUUCUAGCUACCUUUUAACCAUGAUUCUAGUUAUUAAGGCCUUAUAUUUUGUGGCGGUGGGUUUGUAGUACCUUCUUGAAAGAGUUGGGAAGGGGUAAAGAUAUAGCAAAAACACAUAAAUACUGAGAUACUGUAUGGAUUAAGUGUCAUUUUAAGGAGAAUAGAAGGUUUUGUGGAAGUGAAAGAGAAGGUGUUAUGGUCUGUGAUAGUUAAAAAAAGAAAAAUGGUUUCAAUAUGUUCAUUCCUGUCCAAUUUCAUAGAUGUAACAAGGGUUUUUUUCAGUCUUGGCAUCAACAUAGAAAUAAUUAUUGAUUUGUGGGCACUCCCCCCAAAAAACUACAUUAUUUGAAAUAAUAUCGAGUAACUACAUGCCCCAGGCAAACAAAAUUUAAUGUCAUCAUGUUUACUGUUGUAGUGAUGAGGUAUACUGGAGAUAAUGUACACCUCCUUUAAACUUGGGUUUUAACUUGUUAAAAAUUUGGAUUAUUUAGCAUAUGACAUCGUGUUUACUGUUGUAAUGAUUAGGUAUAUUGGAAAUGAUGUACACCUCAUUUAAACUUGGUUUUUAACUUGUUAAAAAUUCAUAUUAUUUAGCAUUAGACUUCUGGUUGGCUUUUUAACUUUUUUUAAAUCAAGUAUGAAAAAAAAUAGCUUUCCAAGUGCUACCACAAUGACUAAAAUAAAAAUACGUAGUAUGCCGAAGUGCUCAUCACAAAACAUGUAGCAGUAUAUUAGCUUUAUUAUUGCAAACCACUGUAAAAUUAAGUACCACUGCAUUAUAUGAACUAAAGGAAAACAUAUAAUACUUAAAUAAUGAUUCAUUAAAAAUGGAUUACACAUGGAAGUUAAAUAAUAAUUGAACCAAAAUCAGUGUUUCAAUAUGCCAAUGCCAUUAUUUAUUUUUAAUCAAAGCUAAAUACAACUGAACCGUAUUGAAAAAUGUACUGUACUGGAAAUUUAGAAAAGUCUGAGCUACUGUAAGCACUACCAGAGGGACUCUGCUCAUUGCAAUUUUAUUGCAUUAGCCUAGACUGCCAAAUGAUGUUUCAUUUUUGGGACACCAUGUAUGUGAACAGAAAAGACACUUAGAAGAGAAAGGAUCAUUUGCCAGGUUAAUUAUAUUCAUGCCCUGCUCUUGAAAUCCCAUCAUCAAUAACGUUUGACCAUAGAUGCAACCCCCAUCUCCAGCGUUUGUGGACGUCUGUAUGACAUCCAAAAGGACAUUCUUGCAUCCAAGUCCCAGCAUGUAUGUGGGAACUGGUUGAAGGUCCAAAGCAAACCAGGAAUGCGUUUGAUUUUUGUCAGUAAUAUUAUUAUUGUUAUAAGCGGCCUUACUUAGAAGCCAGCAGUGUUGCUCUCCUGCCUUUUCGCUAUUGCGAGUGUAUUAUGUGCAUGUUGUUGUUUUUUUUUUUCUUCACUCCGUCCGAAACUUCCACUGAGUUACCGAACUGUUGUUUGUAUUUAAACUUUUGUUUUACUUACACAACUAUAUCUCACUUAUUGAUGAGAAGCACUGCAGUCACUGAUUUAACUCGUUGUGUUGCGUUGCUUUUGUCCACAUUUGGAAGAAUACCAAAACUUAUUAAAAUCUUUGUUUCAAGGAUAUACUGUAUUAAAUGUAUUCAAGAACCUUGAAGGAAUUUAAUAUUGCUUUCAUGUGUGGUCUCAUGGAUUUAAUUUUUUUAACCCGACAUAUAAUGUUGGUGUGUCUGUAAGAUUUAAGGUAGACUGCUUAUAUCUUUUAAGAUUAUUCAUAGUUGGAUUUGCUUGUACGUUACCCGGUUACAGCUUAUCCUGGCACAAGGUACAGGUCUCUGUAUGCAACCUAUAGCUUAUUAUUUGUCCCACACCCUUUUUUUAAUAAAGCAAUG
Corythoichthys intestinalis (scribbled pipefish) is the source of this 5136-nucleotide messenger RNA. It is a transcript of the gene trak2, whose product is annotated as trafficking protein, kinesin binding 2. Gene Ontology annotation, molecular function: myosin binding; GABA receptor binding. Gene Ontology annotation, cellular component: cytoplasmic vesicle; mitochondrion; dendrite. Gene Ontology annotation, biological process: anterograde axonal transport of mitochondrion; vesicle transport along microtubule; mitochondrion distribution. The record is from RefSeq and is a predicted model, not a curated record. NCBI's taxonomy places the organism in Eukaryota, Metazoa, Chordata, Actinopteri, Syngnathiformes, Syngnathidae. The transcript is spliced from 17 exons. Bases 237 to 3149 code for a protein of 970 amino acids.